Messenger RNA from Aricia agestis (brown argus), 783 nucleotides. RefSeq lists its product as uncharacterized. The transcript is spliced from 3 exons. The coding region runs from base 3 to 653 and encodes 216 amino acids. Lineage: Eukaryota; Metazoa; Arthropoda; Insecta; Lepidoptera; Lycaenidae. The record is from RefSeq and is a predicted model, not a curated record.
CAAUGGCUACAAUUGAAAAUUCUAUAGCGGAUAUAAAAAGUUCUAUUGUAACAGAGGUACCAGCUGGAUCAAAGGUUGUACUGGAAUGUGAUAGCAAUGACUAUCACCAUAAUUUUAUGUUUUGGCUUUUUGACAAUAAUAAAGUCAUAGGACCUGGAAAUGAGUAUGAUGCAAGAAAAUAUAAAUAUGAAGUUUUGUCUGGAAAAUUGCAUAUUGAUAGAGUGAGUCCAUCAGAGUCAGGCUAUUACAAAUGUUUCUCCAAAAACUUGGAUGGUCAUGGUAUAACAGUAGGGGAAGUGGAAAUGAUUGUCAAGGGAUCUACUUUCACUGCAAUUGAUGGUAUAAAGUUAGCGGCCAUUAUCAUAUCUAUACUUGUGAUAAUUGCAUGUGUUGUCAUUUACAUGAGAUUGAGGAAAGAGUGGAACAAAUAUGAUGGACACACUGUCGUACCAGUUGAUGAAGUAGAUGAAGAUGAUGGUGAGGAAGUAUACAACAAGACCACAACCUCUAUAAACCAUCCAGUACCUGGCCCGAGCAGGAAUCCUUCCUCUGAACAUCUCAUGUACGGCAUAGACAACCAAGGUCUAGAUACUGAUUUCAACUCAGUCUUUGAAAAUAUACAAAUCAAGACACCACAAGCUAGCCUAAUCUAAUCAAGACACCACAAGUUAGCCUUAUCUAAUUUCGUUUCCAUGAAAGCAAGUUUAAAUUUAUUAUUAUAUGUUUUGUUACUAUGAGAAAUUAUCAAUAUUCCUUCAAGCCCCAUAAGGACACCGGUGACCG